This is a messenger RNA of Dictyostelium purpureum, 261 nucleotides long. RefSeq lists its product as uncharacterized. The record is from RefSeq and is a predicted model, not a curated record. NCBI's taxonomy places the organism in Eukaryota, Evosea, Eumycetozoa, Dictyosteliales, Dictyosteliaceae. The transcript has 2 exons. The coding region runs from base 1 to 261 and encodes 86 amino acids.
AUGAAAUGUGAGAGGGAAAAUACUAACAAAACCAAACCAGGGUUUACGGGAAGAGGAAAACGUAGACAUGGAAGACCCCGUUGCCAUAUUUGCCACACAAGAUUUUCUGAAGAAUGGUGGAGAAAACCUGUUGAAAUAGAAUUUGGUGUAAUUGAAAUCCUUUAUAGAUGUGAUGAAUGUGAAUUUGAUCUAUUUAAAAAGACCAAUGAAUAUUCUGAAGAAGAAGAAGAAUUUCUUGAAGAAGAAGAAAUAGAAGACUAA